AUGCCUAUCUAUCUGGUCAAAUCGUUGUUUUGCUUUGCGGUGUUGCUUAAGAGUGCUGCAGGGCUUAUUCCAGAGGGAAAAGAUACCUUUCUUGAUGGGGAAGCGCUGAAGACUGCCAUGCUCCGUGGAAGGGUUUACAAGCAAGAAUCAUUUUUGACCGAAAGCCAGGUCCAGACCGUGCUUCAAGAAAUAUCCAAGCUCGAAAGGGAAAAUGCAUUCGUAAGGAAAGGCCUCUCAAACACAGCAGUUGAAAAUACAUUUGAUGAGAAAUUGGACCGAUCCAUAUGCCCCGUCCCUUGGUUUGGAGACGCACUUGCAGGGAGAGAUACACGGGAAAUCCCCAAAAUCAUUCGUCAAUUGCAGACAAGCCUUAGUGCUGUGUUAAAUAAGCCUUCAAUCGCUGACUCUAAUUCAGGGCACGAAUGUUAUUUUUCCAAGUCGGAAAUUGGGUCUCGUUUGCCCCGCCAUAUGGAUUCGCGGCAUGAGGAACUCAAAGGAAGGCAGGGAUGGCUACUCCCUUCUCGACGCAGCCUAUCAUGGCUCGUCUACCUAAGCGAUCCGGAAGAGUGGAGUUUAACAAAAAACGGAGGAGCUUUAAGAAUUUUUCCACAAAAGCAUGUGGUGGAAUCCGAUUCAACUCACGACGGCAAUCUACAGGUGGGUUGGUUAAUCGAUGAUGGUAUGGCCUCGAGACCGGUGUACCUGGAUAGUUGGUUCCCUCUUGUCACCACCUCCGUUUCUGCCGAUGGUAGUAUGUUUGAGCAGGUAGAGCCCCAUUGUGUAUUGUAUGCAGUGGCUGACAGUGGGCAGAAGGAGGAGCUUACUCGACCGUGGUUGACAGAGAACCUUCAAGGGACUCCAGUCCUUGAUUUCCUGAGACUAUACGCACUUCAAGACUCCAAAGAAGGAUCAUCACAAGUUCUGUUUGCUAAUCGAAAUAUUGCUCGACAGUUUAAACUCUUGGAGGAUCGUCAAGCUUGGGAUGACGGCAAUAUUCCUCAUGGGUCUGAGGUUGUUGACAUUGUUCCUACUCGAGGCUCGUUGGUGGUAUUCGACUCGGUUAAGUUACCCCACCAGGUGCAAGUGAUUCAUAAUGGAACGAGGCUGGCGUUGGCAGGAUGGUUUCACGAAGAGGUUGUCAUGAAUCUACCUAGUCUGGCAAGCUAG
Molecule: messenger RNA, 1167 nt
Organism: Cylindrotheca closterium
Lineage: Eukaryota; Bacillariophyta; Bacillariophyceae; Bacillariales; Bacillariaceae
Source: the annotation of a GenBank genome assembly